UCUCUUUCUCUCUCUAGAAUAAACAAGCAAAACCUGGGGUUCCCAGUUGGCUACACAGAGCUCCUCCUCCCAAAACUCCUCCUCCACACACUUUCCAUUCUGGGUUUCAUCAGAAAACUCAUCUCAUUCCUUUUCCGAUCUCUGGGUCUCGGCGAUUUUCUCGAACCUGACAUUGCAUGGCCUGCCCGACUCGACUGCUCUUCGGAGCCCCACUCAGUCUCCGCGAUUCUGCUCCGGGAACUCCUACCCGUGGUCCAGUUCUCGGAUCUCCUGGACCCGCCCGAGAGCUGCGCGGUUUGCCUCUACGACUUCGACGGCGGCGAUGAGAUCCGACGGCUGACGAAUUGUCGUCACAUCUUCCACCGGAGCUGUCUUGACCGUUGGAUGGACCACGAUCACCGGAACUGCCCGCUUUAUCGGACCCUAUUCAUACCCGACGAUUUACAAGACGUGUUUACUGCGAGACUCUGGGCCGCGUCGGGGAUUUCGGAUUACUACGGCGAGUACUCGCCGAUUACUGCUGGUAUGCAGGAGGCUGGUCCACACUCCAUUUGGUGGUUUGAUCUCCGUGGAAACAAUAUCAUCAUAUUUUCUCUUCUUUCAUUUCCACCCACGGCACUCCCAGCCGACAGACACACAUGCACUUUAUUCCACCCCCAGCGCACAUGCUUUCCCCUUACUCCCUUUUUUUUUUAUUCUUAUUUUUAUUAUUCUCCACCAAAACAAAACAAAAACAACACACACCUCCAUACGCACUAUCAUAUUUUUACAUAAAUGGCGUGCUGUACUCAAGAUUGGUCCCACCGAACCAUCUCCACUUGUUAUCAUGGAAAAUGCUAAUGGUCUGGCUCUUUUCAUAGUCCCUGCUUGACACACCACCUAACUUUCUUUUUUUUUUUAUUUUAUUUUAUUUCCUUUACCACACACUUUACAUCCACUUCCUCAUAUUUUAUUUCAUAGUCCCCUUUCAUCUCUCUCAUCUUUCCCCUUUCCAACUCAAAAUCUUUUUUUUUUAUUCAACCCC
This is a messenger RNA of Camellia sinensis, 1024 nucleotides long. Lineage: Eukaryota; Viridiplantae; Streptophyta; Magnoliopsida; Ericales; Theaceae. The record is from RefSeq and is a predicted model, not a curated record.